UUUGGGAGGUUUUUGAAGUUAUUUGAAAUUUGACUAAUUGAUAACAUUACUUUUCGAAAACCCUUUAUCAAUGGGCCAAAUUUGAAUGCUACGCUAGCAUAGCCUAAAAAGAGAAGUUUUGGUGUCCUCAAAGUUUGAUGCACUAAUUAAGUUAUUAAUGUAAAGUGACAGAUAUUUCGUGAAAUUAGUCAAGGUAUGAAAAAAACUGGCCUAGAUAAAUUUGAUGCACCAUGGAUCUUUUCUCAACCAAAGUGGACAUGUACAAAGUCAUGCCAACUUUCCAAUAAGAUAACCUUAUCCAACAUAACCAAUAAGAACCAGCCAUGUAGGACAAAACAAUAUGUACCAAACUCCAAAUUUCAAUUUUCCACCUCUCAUUAAAAAUCCCUUCUUUAUCCUCUCAAUACAAAAUCACAUCAUAUUACCAACACCAUACUCUUUAACUUUUAUACCAAGAAAAUUAAGAUCAAUUCUUGUUAGCAAAAGGCAAAAGAAAUGGCUACAACUUCAAUAGUAUCAAUGGCAAUGCCACUAACAUGCAAAAGCCAAAACAAACAGCCAAUAGUUGUUGAAGCUUUUUUCAAGCCAUUGCCAAUUAGGCCAUCAAAACAAAUUGCAACAUCAAAAUCAACCAAUAAGUUUGUAGUCAUCAAGGCUUCUGGUUCUUCUUCAAUGAAAGAAAAAGCAGUGGCAGGAUUGUCAGCAGGUUUACUCACAGCAUCAAUGGCGUUACCUGAUGUAGCACAAGCUGGUGAAAGCUUGUCACCAUCACUUAAGAACUUCUUGCUUAGCAUUGUGUCUGGUGGGGUUGUGCUUAUUGUAAUUGUUGGUGCUGUUAUUGGUGUUUCCAACUUUGAUCCUGUUAAGAGGGGUUAAUCUUGUGCUUUUCUUUAAUUAAUUGUGUAUCUAUAUAUGAUAUGGUUUGAUUUUCAUGUA
Molecule: messenger RNA, 936 nt
Organism: Capsicum annuum
Lineage: Eukaryota; Viridiplantae; Streptophyta; Magnoliopsida; Solanales; Solanaceae
Exons: 1
Coding region: 496-876 (126 amino acids)
Biological process (GO): photosynthesis
Cellular component (GO): membrane; photosystem II
Source: RefSeq, a predicted model, not a curated record